Messenger RNA from Sarcophilus harrisii (Tasmanian devil), 566 nucleotides. RefSeq names its product chromosome 2 C20orf85 homolog (gene CIMIP1). The coding region runs from base 47 to 457 and encodes 136 amino acids. The transcript has 4 exons. The record is from RefSeq and is a predicted model, not a curated record. Lineage: Eukaryota; Metazoa; Chordata; Mammalia; Dasyuromorphia; Dasyuridae.
CAAGCCACCCCUGCCUUUUGCACUACGACUCAGACCAGAACCAGCCAUGGCCCAGAGACCCCUCACCAUCUCAGCCGCUGAAAAAUUCAAUUUCGUUGCACAAGAUGAGAUCUGGAAAUGUCGCCUUAAAGCUGAAGCCGAAGCACGACAUAAUUGGGCUAAGAAGUGGGGAUUUUUAACACUCACUAUGGAGGAGUUGCUGAGGAGAGAAGGGGAAGUACCUAAGCCUCCUAAGCCCAAGAUAGAACUUCCAGGACAUUUACGCAUCCGGCCUGUGACACCAGUGGAAGAAUAUAUUAAGGUCUACCCAUCACCACCAGUUCCUCAAACUACUCAGGGUUUUAUUGGUUGGAGAUCCACAGUUCCUGGUCUAGAACUUGAGAAAAACUACAAGAUUUUAAGCUGUAAAGGCAUCUUUGCCAAACAACUUCAAUGGCCUGAGUCAGGAAUCUACUGAAGCCAAGGGAAUGAUGUAGGCUUGUGUCUCCUCAAAGGACAUGGGAAACCUGAUCAUUUUAAGACUAACAAAAACUUAAAAUAACUAUGUGAGUUGGUAAAAAAAAAAA